UUGCUUCAUAUACACCUUGUCUUAAGAUCUCUGUUUCACUCUAUCACCCUGCAUUUAUACAAACACGCAAUCAUUCUACAACUUGUCUCAGUAAAGCUCUCUUCAUCUUUCUUCUUCCCUCUUCAUGGCUUUCUUUCUUUUCCUUCUUGUGAUUCUUAUGGUCCCUUCAAGCAAUGCUCAGUGGCCUCCUUCCCCUGGCUACUGGCCAAGCUCCAAGUUCAGGUCACUGAGCUUUUACGAAGGAUAUAGAAAUCUCUGGGGUCCUACGCACCAAAGCUUUGACCAAAAUGCAUUAACAAUCUGGCUUGAUCGUACCUCAGGAAGCGGGUUCAAGUCGGUCCGCCCGUUUCGAUCCGGGUAUUUCGGGGCCUCCAUUAAGCUUCAACCUGGCUACACUGCUGGAGUCAUAACAGCUUUCUAUCUCUCCAACAACGAAGCUCAUCCAGGUUUCCACGAUGAAGUGGACAUUGAGUUCCUGGGGACAACAUUUGGGAAGCCGUAUACAUUGCAGACAAAUGUUUACAUCAGAGGGAGUGGCGAUGGGAGGAUUAUAGGGAGAGAGAUGAAGUUUCAUUUGUGGUUUGAUCCAACACAAAAUUUCCAUCACUAUGCUAUUUUGUGGAGUCCUAAAGAGCUCAUAUUCCUUGUGGAUGAUGUGCCCAUAAGGAGGUACCUUAGGAAGAGUGAUGCCACCUUUCCACUGAGGCCAAUGUGGGUAUACGGCUCCAUAUGGGAUGCCUCAUCAUGGGCCACUGAAGAUGGAAAAUAUAAAGCCGAUUAUAGGUACCAGCCGUUUGUGGCAAGGUACACCAAUUUCAAAGCGAGCGGUUGCACGGCCUACUCGUCCGCUCGGUGCCACCCGGUCUCCGCCUCUCCGUUCCGGUCCGGGCUGACCCAACAACAAGAAUGGGCCAUGAGAUGGGUUCAAAGCCAUCAUUUGGUGUAUGACUAUUGCAGAGAUUCCAAGAGGGACCAUUCCCUAACACCCGAGUGCUGGGGUUAGAGUGAAAAUUGAAAUUUUUCUACAACAAGAUUUACUUUGUGAUUUUUUUGUUUUUUGUUUUUGGGGGUAAUUUAGUGUGUGUCUUGAGAUGGGUCCCUCUUGCCAACAAGGUUGAUGCAAGGGUAGACAUCCAAGACUCCAAACAAAACAAAAAGAAUUGGAAAAAUUUUAAUUUUGUGUGCAUUGUUGUGUCCAUUUUUCUGUCAAAAAUGAUUCGGCCUACAUAGGUUGUUGGAAAAAACACAAUGGGGGAGAUAGAGAUGGACUUGGAGAGAAAUGGAGCCGAGGAGAUGGGGUCAUGGGGUCAUGGGGUUUAGCCCUUUCGGUGACAGUUUCCACUUUAAAUAAUAAAGCAGAAGCUUUUUGUAUUAUGUGUCUGAUAUCAAGGCCAUGAAAGUUUGGGCACUAUAUAUAUAUAUUUGUUCAUGGAUUGAACUUAUGAAAUCCGAUCAAUAUACACAAAGAAAAAUGAAAUUGUUUG
This is a messenger RNA of Alnus glutinosa, 1484 nucleotides long. Its product is annotated as probable xyloglucan endotransglucosylase/hydrolase protein 32. The record is from RefSeq and is a predicted model, not a curated record. Gene Ontology annotation, cellular component: apoplast; cell wall. Lineage: Eukaryota; Viridiplantae; Streptophyta; Magnoliopsida; Fagales; Betulaceae. The transcript is spliced from 4 exons. The coding region runs from base 125 to 1003 and encodes 292 amino acids. Gene Ontology annotation, biological process: xyloglucan metabolic process; cell wall biogenesis. Gene Ontology annotation, molecular function: xyloglucan:xyloglucosyl transferase activity; hydrolase activity, hydrolyzing O-glycosyl compounds.